This is a messenger RNA of Chara braunii, 4056 nucleotides long. The record is from the annotation of a GenBank genome assembly. Lineage: Eukaryota; Viridiplantae; Streptophyta; Charophyceae; Charales; Characeae.
CGUACAUCUCACGGUCUUGCUCAGAGUCUCUUGCGGUCGUCGACAAUGAACAGUGGGGUCGAUGAACGGAGACGGCGGGAAAUGGUGCAUACUUGUGUGGCGCGUUUGAGCGCUCCCGGUCUCUUCACACUAUGACAGUAUAAAUAGCACUUACUGUAUUAUUGUAUAUAGACAUGCAAUGUGUGCUUGCGAAGUUGGUAAGCAACCUUGCGGCGUGUUGAUCCCAAGAUUCCCCUGAUCGAGCAUCUGUCCGUGAAUGUGGCAAUGUACAUCCGCGAUACGCGUUGGGUGUGAAUGGUCAGAAACCGUGAGUAGAUCGACGAGUUACGUUGCUGGAAUGCGUUGAUGACCAAGCUUUGCUGGAGACAGAAACGCAGAAACGAUUUACUGUUUCCUUAAUUCAUACAAAAUUAUAGCUAUCCUAUCGAUUGAUUGAUUGGCUCGGCGGUUCGAUGUCUGGCUGGAAGCCAACAGUCGCGGCGGCGGAAUUGCUUUCUCAUCUGCCCCGGUCACCCACACUUGCGCUCCUGAGCUCCCCUGGGUGCAGUAGGGGGGGCGACGCGAAGCUCCGCGGGCAGGCAGGUCACCCUCCAGGUGCUCGGCGCAGAUAUGGAGUUCACUGCUCGAUCUGCAUCCGUGGGCCGCGGAGGAUGGCAGCGGGCUCGCUGUCCAGCCGUUGGUGGUCGUUUCGGUCUAGGUCUCGGUCAGACGUGGCGGCGCAGUACUUGGGGCUGGAGGGAGGCAGGAUAACAUGUAAUCCGAGGCGGCGCUUACUGUACGACGCGACGACAUCCAGGGGAUCAUCAAGACAGGUAUUCUGGGAGAAUGCGGGCGGAAGUAGCUUCCCGAAUCUGCCACGUGGUGGAGAGAUCGGGGUCAAGGCGUCAUCAACGGCAGCAACGGCGCUGACGAUGGCGGCGGCGGCGGAGGAGGAGGAGGAGGAGGAGGCAAAGGACGGCUGUUCACGAGCGCCACGGUGGAGGGACGUGGCAAGUGGAGGGAGGGUCCGCGGUGGAAGAAGGGAAUCUGAGAGUUGCGCGGGAAUCUGGAGGAAGGGGGUGAGCCAAACUGUGACCGGGCGAUCGUGGUCUUGGGCCCCAUUUCCCGGCCUCUUGAUGUUCCGUUCGUCAUCGUCGUCGUCGUCGUCGUGUUCAUCUACUCCGUCGAAGUGGCGUUGCCACGCUGGUGGUGGAGUAUGCGGAAACGAGGUUCGACUUAAUCCUGUCCUGAAGGUAAAUGCUAGUGGGAUGUCAAAUCAAGGGCAGCAGUCGGCGGGGCGCCGAUUUCGGCGCUCCCCCUUGCGACGGCCGCCUGUGGCGGGCCGCGAGGCGGAAAGCCGGCGUCGUCGCACAGUCGUUGCAAUGACGGCGGAUAUGAGCAUGCCAGGUGUGGUCGGGAUGACUUUGACCGUGGGUGAAGGGCUUAUGCGGCACACCAAGAAGACCGAGAAGGAGAUGAGCGCUAAAGUCUAUCAGUGUGUGAUGGCGCUUUGUGCGGCAGAGCAGCUGGGCGACGGUGUUGAAAAGGUAUUGGAUGCAUGGGCGGAUGAACUGGCCAUGGCGGACGUGAUGAAUGUGCUUAAAGAGCUCGUCAACAGAUCUCGCAAUGCGGAGAAGUUGAUGAUGGUCUUCGAUUGGCUGCGUGGUUCUGGCGCUUCGGUCGGCCUUGAGCCGAACGUUCGCACGUAUACCUUUAUGAUUCGAGCCAUGGGAAGGUUCAAGAGGUACGAGACGGCUGCGCAGCUCUUCCGCGACAUGCGAUUUGCGGGAGUGGAACCCGAUUCAUUCGCUUAUAACGCAAUGAUUGGAGGGUACGCCAGAAACAACGAAUGGAAGAAGGUGUUUGGGCUCUAUGAGGAGAUGUUUCGAGGGGGAGUGUUCCCCGAUCAGGUGACGUACGUGGAAUUAGUGAGCGGACUGUGCAAGGCGGGAAUGCUGAAGGAGGCGAAGCAAGUGCUGCUCGCAAUGAAGCAGCAAGGAGUGCGGGGGAACUUGCCAAUUUACAAGGCGGCAAUAUUUGCGGCCGUCAAAGAAAAAGAUCUGGACGCUGCGAUUGCCUUGCAUCAACGGAUGGAGAGCGAAGGAGUGGAGCCAGAUGAAUCGCUCAGCAAUCUUCUGAUUACAGCCUACGGCAAGAAGGGGAUGUGCGAAUAUGCCGAGAGAGUCUUCCAGGAUAUGGCGAUUCUGGGGUUGAAGAGGGAGAGGACGACAUAUAAUCAGCUGAUUGUGGCAUACAGCAAGUCGGCGCGGCAGGCGGAAGCGGAGGGUGUGCUACAGGAUAUGAAAGCAGACGGGCUGACGGCCAGCACCGUGACAUACAAUGCACUGAUGGAAGGCUAUAGUGUGCAAGGUCUUUAUGACGAAGCAUCUGCAGUGUUCCAGGACAUGCUGCAGGAGGGCAUCAGGCCGGAUUUGAACUCUUUCAACAACCUCAUAAAGGCGUAUGUCAAGGGAAGACAAUUGGCCUGGGCGGAAAGUGUGAUGCAUGACAUGAGAGAGCAGGGGAUUCGACCAAAUGUAUUGUCCUACGUGAUGCUCGUUGAAGGGUAUGCGCGAGUUGGAAUGCUUGUAGAUGCCGAGCGGAUGCUACACGAAGCGAAGGAUAUGGGACACACCCUUCCUGAAAAGACAUUGAGUGUCCUUAUGGGCUUUUACGAAAAGAGCAGAUCACAUACGAGGGAAGCAGUAGAGAAAGUCAAGGUGAUGAAGGUGAGAAUGGGGAUGGCCAACACCCAACAUGACGAAGGAAAUGUGAAGAUGCCGUUUCUGAAACCUUUGGCGAAAGAUGGUAGGGGGGAUCUGGCUUGGGAGUUCAAGAAAGAGAUUGCUGGUUUACGGGAGCGAAGGGCAGGUGUUGGAGGGGUGAACCUUUCUUUGAUGGGCGCAUACCCACAAGCUGUUCGGUGCGCUGCUAGAAAUGAACGAUCGCAGACAUAAACAGCAUUCGUCAAGGAGAGCGAGUAUCCGUGUUUGGAUGCCAGGGACCUGUGGACGGAGCAACUCUCGUGAGGGGCGCGUGGGAACCGAAGAUGGGAGGCGCACAGGCAUUUAUGGCGUUAUUAAGCAUGGAAGAUAUCCGCAGUAUGGGGAUGGGUAUAAAGGCACCCGGUGCAGGCAUGUAUUCCCUCCUCAGCCCCCCAUAAUCCCUUAUUCAUGUGCAUGCGAAGAUGCAUCGCAGUGGUGGCAACGAGGCAUAACGCACAUGGUGUUGCCGAGCUGCAAGAGUUGAAGUUCACCACGCCAGGGUAUUUCUCUCAUGCUGUGUGGCAGUAGAUUUGAGCCACAGGCUGAAGCAGUUUUUAACUCUUAGAUUCAGGGCGGAGUGUAAGUAGAAAGCUGGGAGUGUUUGUGACACUUAGUGUCUGGCAGUUGGUGCCAGGUGGGAGGGUGAGCAUGGGAAUAAUGCCUGCUCAGCAAGCGGUUCCUUCUCUGCUUACCCUCUUGGGGGGGACGGGAAUCUAUUUUGGAUCUUUCUGUGUGUGUGUAUCAUUGAUAUCUUGAUAUCUGUUGAUCUCGUAUAUCCAUGUAUCUAGUCUAAGGCUUUAUCUGGAGAGUCGCAUUAGAGGAUUAAGCCCUCGGUGAUCUUCGUCACGCUGACUGAUGUUGACGUGUGGACUUCUAAUUCCACAUGGAGUAGCUAUAGUCGACAAUGGAAUGCACAGUCUUUCCUGUCUCUCCCUCCCUACGUUGUGCACUGUUUUCAGGUCGUAUAUAUUGUUUGUUUCUGUUUUUCCACCCAACAUACAUAUUCUUUUCCUGGUAGGGCAAUUUUGAUAUGCACAGUUUUCAACUUUGUUGGCAUGCUUUCUGCUGUCCAGUUGCCAUGUAUACGACUGUUUGGAGAGCUUAGCUGCAAGCUGGGGAUGUUGAAAGAGGGUUGUUUAGGCCACGAGAAGCUGUAGCAAUCUGAUAAACAGGAGGGGCAGGGAGAGAGAGAGAGAGAGAGAGAGAGAGAGAGAGAGAGAGAGAGAGAGAGAGAGAGAGAGAAGUGACUUCGUUGUGUUCUAAGGAUAGAACAUAUAAUUUUGUGGAAGUAUAAUGAAGAGUGGUAAAAGUG